This is a messenger RNA of Fonticula alba, 2556 nucleotides long. RefSeq lists its product as hypothetical. The transcript has 3 exons. Lineage: Eukaryota; Rotosphaerida; Fonticulaceae. The coding region runs from base 1 to 2556 and encodes 851 amino acids. The record is from RefSeq and is a predicted model, not a curated record.
AUGGCGGCACUCAACUGGAACCCCUCCCGAUCGAACAGCAGCGACUCGCCGGUGGUGGCCGCCGCCAGCGGACCGAUCUCCCCCUUCCUGGCCAACCAGGAGCUCUUUUCGGCCGCGGCCGCGGCCGUGGCCGCCGGCGGGCCCACUGCCCCUGCGCCCAGCUCCUCCGACGACCUGAGCGCCAUGUCGAAGGUGUAUGCCUCGCCGAAGCAGGGCGGCCUCGGCUCAGCCGAGCCCGCCGGCGGCAAGACCCCACUCCUCCGCGAUUACACCGCUCGCGGCAGCAAGCUCACGCACUCCAACUCGAUGGACGAGUUGGUGGACCCGGCCACCGGGCGCCCCGGCUCGCCGGCGCCCCCGGCCACCCCGACCGAUGCCAAGCUCACGGUCAUCGGCCGGCCGGAGCGCGUGUCCUCAAGCACCACCGCCGUGCCCAUUGACUACUACUACUCCUCCUCCCCGUCGCCGGCCCCCUCCGACGCCAGCAAUGCCCACCGCGCCACCGGGCCCGGCGGCCCCUCCGGCGGCGGGCACUUGCCGGGGGGGGCCGCCCAGCGCGGCGACACGCCAGGCUCUUCGGACGCCGGCCGGCACCCGGCCGACGACCCGCGCGCCCCGUCACCAGGCGGCGCAUCGCGCCCCGGCCCCCAUCACCACUACCCCUACCCCCAGCCAUACCACCCCCAGUCGUCGCCCUACCAGCAGCCCCAGCCACACUACCACCACCCCCCCGGGCCCGGCACGCACCGGGACCUGGGCCCGGCCCCGUCGCCCACCUCGCGGCCCCACCCGGGCACCCCCUACCACCACCAGCAGCAGCAGCAGCAGCAGCAGCAGCACGAGUCGACCGACGGCCCGGGCUACCAGCCCCAGGAGCAGCCCUGGCAUGGGCCCCCCUCGGCGCAGCCGCCCGCCUCGCCGUCCUUCUUCUCGGCGCAUGCUCGACCGGCGGACGAGCAGCAGGCUCGCGGGGCCGCAGCCGGCACCGGCCCCGGCCACCACCACUACCCGCAGCAGCAGCAGCAGCAGCAGCAGCAGCAACACCAACAGCAGCAGCCGUCGCAUGGGGGCCGCGGCGCCGCCGGCCUCCCGGCGCCAGGCACCAGCUACGACGCGGACUCGCCCUACUCGUCCAGCAACACCCCCACCACCACCGCCGCCGGCGCCACAUCCGCCGGCGGGGGGGCAGCCUCCGGCCACGCCUUCAGCCCCUCGGCCACUGGCAGCCAUGCCUCGGUCCACUACCAUGCCGCCGGCCCGGACGGCCCGGCCCACUACCACCACCAGCCGGACGACGGGAAGCAGCCGAGUGCUGCCGGCGGUACGGUCGACAAGUACCCCGGGCCACCGGCCGCCCUUGACGCCGGCCAGCAGCACCCCCCGGCCCCAGGGUCGCCGGACAUGGCCGACAUGGUGGGCGUCGUGUCCAAUGCCUCCCCGGCCCCGGCCACCGAGGCAGCCACCGCCACCGCCGCCGCCGCCGCCGCCGCCGCCGCCACCACCACCACCACCACCACCACCACCACCGCCACCGGCCCCAAGGCCGCCUACCUCCAGUCCACCCCCCCACAGCCGGCAGCCCACUACAUGUCGAGCGGCGCGGCGCCGGCAUCGGCCGGCUCCGGCGCCCCGCACCACCACGCCUAUGGCGCUGUGGCCCCGGGCGCCGGGUCGUCGUCCCCCUCGCCCGGGCCCGGCAUGCCGACGGGCCUCGGGGCCGGUGUCGAGCGCGCGCGCAACACCACCCUCCACCACCACCACCACCACCACCACCAUGCGGGCGGGUCCUCCGUCCACGCGCGCAAGGUCGACCAGCUUCCCAGCCUGUACCGGGAUGCCAGCCCGCUGCUGGGCGCGCACCAUGGCGGCCCCGGCGUGGGCGCCGGCCACCAUGGCAUGAGCCCACUGGCCUCGCCGACCGGCUCGGCCGGGCCAAGUGCCGGCCCCGGCCCCGGCGGGUCGGCCUUCUUCCCAGGGUCGGUGUUCGGCGGGGACCCGGUCGGCGGGUCGCCGCUGAUGGGCCCGGCCGGCCCCGGCCCCGGCGGCCCCUCCGGCGGGCCCAUCGGCGGCGAUGGCGGGCACCCCGACGGGCGCCUGCUCCCGGGCGACGACUCGGACAUGCUGCUGCUCGGUGGGCACCACCAUCAGCAGCAGCACCACCACCACCACCAUGGAGGGGGGGGGCACCACCACCACCACCACCACCAGCAGCAGCACCACCACCACCACGACGGGCAUCAUCACGGCCACCACCACCACGACGGGCAUCAGCACGGCCACCAUGGGGGGCACCACCACCACCAGCACCACCACCACCAUGACCGUGUGGUCGCGGACGCAUAUGGCCCGGGCCCCGGCCCCGGCCCCGGCGCCUACGACGACAUGCAGUCCAUGAUCCAUGGCAACGGCAGUGCCAUCAUGCUGGUCGAUGGCAUGGACUUCCUUGAGCCCAUCGGGGGGCCUGGCGCCGCCGGUGGGGGGGGCCCCUCCGUCGGCGGCCCGGGCGGCUACCACCCCGAGGACGGCACCCUCACCUCGGAGGUGGACAACAUGUGA